Messenger RNA from Ipomoea triloba (trilobed morning glory), 1144 nucleotides. Its product is annotated as phosphatidylinositol transfer protein CSR1. The transcript is spliced from 7 exons. The record is from RefSeq and is a predicted model, not a curated record. The coding region runs from base 176 to 967 and encodes 263 amino acids. NCBI's taxonomy places the organism in Eukaryota, Viridiplantae, Streptophyta, Magnoliopsida, Solanales, Convolvulaceae.
CAGUGUAAAUGGUGUAUGGAUAAAAUAUAAAAUUUGUUGUAUAUUCUACUCGUCAAGAAACGGUUACCGAUUCGUAAAUAACGUACACGAAACUCCUUUCUUCAAUCCCCUCGAGGCUCGAUCUCUUAUGAUAGGAUUCUGUGAACAAAUCUGCCUCACUUGCAGCAUUUAAGCUAUGGCGUUUCACUUGGGCCUCCAACCCAAGAGCCAUGCGACUCUACUUUUCGUCACAACUGCUCCAAUGCUUCCCCGCAAGCGCAGUGGCUUUCGGAGGCUCUGCAUUCGAAAUUGCGUCGCCAUGGACCCAAAGGAAACCCGCAAGUUAGUGCUUGAAGUGAAAGAGAAGCUUUCACAAUAUGACAAUCUGCCAGUGGGAAAAAAUGGAAGAGUUGACGACGAGAUGAUACUGUGGUUUCUAAAAGACCGAAAAUUUUCAGUCGAAGAUGCUGUUUCCAAGUUGACUAAAGCUAUAAGAUGGCGCCAUGAAUUUGGCGUAUCAAACCUGUCAGAGGAGUCGGUGAAAAGCACAGCUGAAACUGGGAAAGCCUAUUUGCACGACAAUUUUGAUGUGUAUGGCCGACCUGUGCUUAUAGUGGAAGCAUCCAAACAUUUCCCGCAGGAUCCUUAUGAAGAUGAGAAGUUAUGUGUUUUUCUAAUUGAGAAGGCAAUAAGUAGAUUUCCAGCUGGUACAGAAAACAUACUUGCUAUCAUUGACCUGAGAGGUUUUGGCACACGGAAUGCAGAUAUUAAAUUCCUCACAUUUCUGUUUGACGUUUUCUACUAUUACUAUCCAAGACGAUUGGGUGAAGUUCUUUUUGUGGAAGCUCCCUUCAUAUUUCAACCAGUUUGGCAGCUAGCCAAACCUAUGCUUAAAUCUUAUGCUUCUCUGGUGAGAUUUUGCUCAGUGGCUGAAGUCAGGAAAGAGUACUUUACAGAAGAAACAAUCCCAGCUAGCUUUAGGAGAUGAAGAUGCAAAAGCCAGGUGGUUUAUGUUGUUUUGAUAGUUUGCUGUUGGUAUCUAUUGAAGCAGCAGCAGCAGGGGCUUUUUGAUCAAGCUUCUCAAAUGUAUCACAAUUCACAUCCCAAUGAAUACAUUGUAAUUGAAAUAUGUAAUAAUGAACAAAAUCUCUUCUUUGGUUUGUUC